Molecule: messenger RNA, 5083 nt
Organism: Melopsittacus undulatus (budgerigar)
Lineage: Eukaryota; Metazoa; Chordata; Aves; Psittaciformes; Psittaculidae
Gene: JAK1
Product: Janus kinase 1
Exons: 24
Coding region: 66-3521 (1151 amino acids)
Biological process (GO): cytokine-mediated signaling pathway; tyrosine phosphorylation of STAT protein; intracellular signal transduction
Cellular component (GO): cytoskeleton; cytosol; membrane
Molecular function (GO): non-membrane spanning protein tyrosine kinase activity; ATP binding; growth hormone receptor binding
Source: RefSeq, a predicted model, not a curated record
AGUUGCCCUUGGAGAGUGUGAAGAUAAUCCGUUUCAGUUGCGUAGAGGAUCAGACAGUCUCAUAAAUGCAGUAUCUAAACGUAAAAGAAGAUUGCAAAGCCAUGGCUUUCUGUGCAAAGAUGAGGAGCACAAAGAAGAGUGAAGUAAACCUGGAAGCUCAGCAUCAGGGUUUAGAAAUACUUUUCUACCUGCAAGAUAAGGCUCCCAUUUCUUACACCAGUGGCGAGUUCACCUCAGAGGAGCUGUGCAUUGAAGCAGCCCAGAGGUGUUCUGUGUCUCCUCUGUGCCACAAUCUCUUUGCACUGUAUGAUGAGAACAGAAGACUCUGGUAUGCACCAAACCAGGUCUUUAAGAUAGAUGAGAAAACAUCAUACCGCCUCCAUUAUCGAAUGAGAUACUACUUUACAAACUGGCAUGGGACCAGUGAAAACGAGCCCUCAGUGUGGAGGCAUUCCCCAAGGAAGGCAAAGAACUACGAGAAGAAGCUGGGACCAGAAGGAACCCCUAUUCUUGAUGCAAACUCAUUAGAAUACAUAUUUGCCCAGGGUCAGUAUGACUUAGUGAAAGGCCUGGCACCAAUCCGUGAUCCUAAAAAUGAUCAAGAGGUUCAUGAAAUUGAAAAUGAAUGCCUGGGCAUGGCUGUCCUUGCAAUCUCUCACUAUGCCAUCAAGAAAAAUGUGAAGCUUCCAGAGCUUCCCAAAGAUAUGAGUUACAAACAUUACAUUCCUGAAACCUUGAACAAGACUAUCAGACAGAGGAAUUUCUUAACCAGGAUUCGGAUAAAUAAUGUUUUCAAGCAUUUCCUUAAAGAGUUUAACAACAAAACCAUUUGCGACAGUAGCGUGACUUCACGGGAUCUCAAAGUGAAAUACCUGUCAACCAUGGAGACCUUGACCAAACAUUAUGGAGCAGAAAUUUUUGAGACUUCUUUUUUGCUGAUUUCAUCUGAGAAUGAAAUAAACAGAUCUAAUUGUGGAGACAAUGAGAUGCUCCCACUCUAUGAAGUCAUCGUAACGGGAAACAAUGGAAUUCAGUGGAGGCUCAAGCCAAAUUCUGUACAGACAGAGAAAGAAAAGAAGAAGAAAACCGAUGGCAAAACCAGAAAGGAUGAAGAGAAACUCAAAAUUCGAGACACCUGGAACAGUUUCUCUUACUUUCCUGAAAUCACCCACAUUGUCAUCAGGGAGUCUACAGUCAGCAUUAACAAGCAGGAUAACAAAAGGAUGGAAUUAAAGCUGUCCUCACAUGAUGAGGCCCUGUCGUUCGCGUCGUUGAUAGAUGGGUACUUCAGACUUACAGCAGAUGCUCACCAUUACCUCUGCACAGAUGUGGCUCCUCCGCUGAUUGAGCACAACAUAAAAAACGGAUGCCAUGGACCCAUUUGCACGGAAUAUGCCAUCAACAAGCUGCGCCAGGAAGGGAACGAAACAGGAAUGUAUGUGCUGAGAUGGAGCUGCACAAACUUUAACCACAUUCUCAUGACAGUGACUUGUUCUCAAGGCUCAGAGAUGGGAAAUAGUUCAGUCCAGUACAAAAACUUCCAGAUUGAAGUGAAGAAAGGUGGAUACUUCCUACAUGGAUCCAACAAAUCUUUCUCAUCCUUAAAAGAGCUAAUGGAUCACCUGAAGGGACAAAUACUCCGGACAGACAACAUAAGCUUUACACUGAAGAGGUGCUGCCAACCAAAACCAAGAGAAAUCUCCAACUUGCUGGUUGCAACCAAGAAGGCGCAGGAAUGGCAGCCAGUCUAUCACCUGGGGCAGCUGAGCUUCCAUCGAAUCCUUAAGGAAGAAAUCAUGCAGGGUGAACAUCUUGGAAGAGGGACGAGAACACAGAUUUACUCAGGGAUCCUCAACUACAAAGAAGAUGAGAACGAAGGCUAUCAAAAUGAGAAAGAGAUUAAAGUCCUCCUCAAAGUCUUGGACCCCAGCCACAGAGACAUUUCUUUGGCAUUCUUUGAGACAGCGAGCAUGAUGAGGCAGGUGUCUCACAAGCACAUUGUCCUCCUCCAUGGAGUCUGCGUCCGUGAUGUGGAAAACAUCAUGGUUGAAGAGUUUGUUGAAUUUGGGCCUCUGGAUCUGUUUAUGCAUCGGAAAAGCGAAGUUCUGACAACUCCUUGGAAGUUCAAAGUUGCCAAACAACUUGCGAGCGCACUGAGCUACUUGGAGGAUAAGGAUUUGGUACAUGGAAAUGUGUGUACUAAAAACAUCCUAUUGGCAAGAGAGGGAAUUGACACUGAAUAUGGUCCCUUCAUAAAGCUGAGUGACCCAGGAAUACCAAUAACUGUGCUGACCAGACAAGAAUGCGUUGAGCGAAUCCCCUGGAUUGCACCCGAAUGUGUUGAAGACUCCAAAAAUCUAAGUGUUGCAGCAGAUAAGUGGAGUUUUGGUACAACACUGUGGGAAAUCUGCUAUAAUGGAGAAAUCCCACUGAAAGACAAGACGUUAGCAGAGAAAGAGAGGUUCUACGAGGGGCAUUUUGUGUUGGCAACACCAUCGUGCAAGGAGCUGGCUGACCUGAUGAAGCAGUGCAUGAACUAUGACCCCCAUCAGAGACCCUUCUUCAGAGCAAUCAUGAGAGACAUCAACAAGCUGGAGGAACAAAAUCCUGACAUUGUCUCAGAGAAGAAGCCCUUUACAGAGGUGGAUCCCACUGUCUUUGAGAAGAGAUUCUUGAAAAGAAUCCGUGAUCUGGGAGAGGGCCACUUUGGCAAGGUGGAACUCUGCAGAUACGAUCCAGAAGGUGACAAUACAGGGGAGCAAGUGGCAGUUAAAUCCCUAAAGCCAGAGAGUGGAGGGAAUCACAUUGCUGAUCUCAAGAAGGAAAUAGAGAUCUUGAGGAAUCUUUAUCAUGAGAACAUUGUCAAAUACAAGGGAAUUUGCACAGAAGAUGGUGGAAGUGGGAUUAAACUCAUCAUGGAAUUUCUUCCUUCUGGGAGCCUGAAGGAGUAUCUGCCGCGGAACAAGAACAAAAUCAAUCUCAAACAGCUUCUCCGAUACGCGGUUCAGAUCUGCAAGGGAAUGGACUACCUGGGCUCCCGUCAGUACGUGCACCGUGACUUGGCAGCAAGAAACGUCCUUGUUGAAAGCGAGAACAGAGUGAAGAUUGGGGACUUUGGUCUCACCAAAGCCAUCGAGACAGACAAGGAGUACUACACAGUCAAAGACGACCUCGACAGCCCUGUCUUUUGGUAUGCUCCAGAAUGCUUGCUUCAGAGUAAGUUCUACAUCGCCUCGGAUGUCUGGUCAUUUGGGGUGACACUGUACGAGCUGCUUACCUACUGUGACUCGGAGUCCAGCCCCAUGGCAGAGUUCCUGAAGAUGAUCGGCCCCACGCAGGGGCAGAUGACGGUGGCGCGGCUGGUGCGUGUCUUGCACGAGGAGAAGCGUUUGCCACGGCCGCCCAGCUGCCCAGAGGAGGUGGACCAGCUAAUGAGGAAGUGCUGGAUCUUCAAGCACGACGAACGGACGACCUUUCACAAUCUGAUCCAAGGAUUUGAAACCAUUAUGAGUAAAAUGUAAUUCACUGUUUUGUAUAUCCUGUCAGUACUUUCAACGUGCGUCAACACAGAAAUGCCCAAAACCUUUCAUUGUUUUUUUAUAACUACUGUAAUUUGUACUCUGACUGUGCUAAUGUGGUUUAAAGGAGCCUUUUUCCAAUAGUUUUCCUUUUGAAUUUUAGUCAACAGUUGGAUCAAGUGAAUUAAAAGGUAUGGCAGAAAUAAUAGCUUCAACUCUUCUUACUGCUCUUAGUGCGAGGCAGUUUUAGCUUUAGCCCAUUACGGUCUUGCCACAAUGUGAACUACCAUGAUGUCCGAAGAUGUUCUGUGUGCUACCUGUGGCAUUGCAACAAGUCUGCUGGGCACGUGUGGUCCUUGAAGACCUGAACUAUGUAAGUAGAUAGAAGAGGAUUUAAUGCAGUAUGUUAAUUUUCAUGGGGUUUUGAGGUUUAAAAGAAGUUUGCCAAACAGCCUUCAUGUGCACUUCAGUUUUGGGCACAGAAAUCCAAAUCUAGCAUAAAAAUCCAGAGAAGACCAACGAAUAUGCUGGUCUUACCCAGUCUGCAGUUCUGAGCAAUCCACGUAGUGAAAAAAUAGCUACUUGACUGUGGUGAUGGUCCAAAAAGCAAUCCCAAAAGCACGGCUUGACAUGUAGAGCGUCCUGUUCCAGUGAGGAACCCCAUUUCUGGAUGACUGCAUUUGCUUUUUACAUGACCCACUUGUACCUGCUGAAGUUUCCACUGGUUAUGUAGCCAUUAAACCUACAAAUGCCUCUCAGCCAGCACCGCAAGUGAGCUCUGAUGCUGUGAACUUCAUUACAUACUUUGGGAAUGGAAAAGAAUAGGAAUCAAUGUACAGACUGCAGGGGAGAGCUCCCCGAACCAUGAGGAAUUAGCUAAAAGUGAGGAUUGAGCACUUGGGACAAGGAGCAGAAGACCUGGAGCAUGUGGAACAGCCUUUCUGUGACCAGUGGGGCCGCGCACAUCGCACGUAAGGUUUUGGUCAAUGGUUUCUUUGGCCAGCAUGUUGUAUCAGUCAUUUCUGCUGAUCUUCUCUAAAGCCUUUUGUUUGGCCUGAAAUGGUGACUGGCCUUUUGUUAGGUUGGCUUCUGGACUCAAACCAUGCUCAUGGCAGGAUUAAGGAACCAAAGGGAAGCCAGCGGAGCCAGACUGGGACCACCACCACCAACACUGUAGUGUCAGGACCAGAUUUAGUGUUGAACCCAUCAGCAGGUGAAGUGUGGAAUGGCGCUUGGCUCGGAGAAGCCACCAGGCUUCAAGGAACAGUGCUUGAACGGGAAACCUUUUGUUGUAGAACCUGGGCCAUUGUGUUGUCCCGGGUUUUGAAAAUGCUUUGAAGAGAGAGUUCUGGCCAUACAGAAAGAUGUCUUUACACACACAUAUAUAUAUAUACAUAUAUAUAUAUAUAAUUGUAAUUAUGAGCUGCAAGGAGGUCAGAUUUAUUUUUACAGUAUUACCUGUUUUUUCUGUAUGUACAUCCCUUAUGGCCCUGAUUUCAAUCUGUCAGCGCUUUGUUACUCUUUAUACAAACAAAUCCAAUGAAUAAAUCUUCUUUUUCUCCAUG